GAUAAAGAAUAUUAAGAUUACUUUUUGAUAUGAAAGAAAAGAGUAGGGAGGGAAUGGAUAGUUAAGGCGACCCUUUAAUGUCCGCUUGUGAUUUCAACAUGACUCUAAUAUUUUAUAUUUAAAAUAAUGCUAUAAAAGAGAGUAAUUAUAAAAUGAUAUCUACAAAUUGGGGGGAAUUGUUUCCCGGAAGAUGGAGUCUUGUCAUUUUUCUUUCUUACAUGGCACUUUUUAUCAAUCAAGGAAUUAUUGUAACAUGGUCUCAAACGAAUGGUCAAUACGAAUAUAAUAUUGUAGCAGUGGUAUUGUUAACAGAAGUUUUAAAAUUAAUUGUAUCGGCUAUUUUGUAUUGGAAAGAUAACAAAAUAUUAUCUCUUUUCCAAGAGAUAGUAAUACAUAAAAAGGUGCUUCUACUGUACUUAAUACCUUCAUUUUUAUACUGCCUGUACAAUAAUUUGGCAUUUAUCAAUUUGGCUGUAUUUGAUCCAACAACUUACUAUGUUCUAUUGCAAUUUAGGGUUGUUAUGACAGGAAUUAUUUUUCAGCUCAUCUUUAAAAAAAAAUUAUCUGUAAAGCAGUGGUUGUCUUUGUUAUUAUUGACGCUUGGUUGUAUGAUAAAACAUGUAAAUAUUAGUAUGGAUGAAGAUGUUAGUACAAAAUUUGUACUAAAUAAAAAUAUUUAUCUCAUCUUUAUUCAGACUUUUUGUUCAUGCUUAGCUGGCGUUUAUAAUGAAUAUUUGCUUAAACAAGGAGCGAAUAUAAAUAUUUUUGUACAAAAUGUAUUCAUGUACAUAGACAGUAUUUUAUGUAAUGUUAUAGUAUUUUUAAUAUUAUUUACAUGUCAAACCAAUGUUACCAAUAUAUUUAAUAAUAUUGGAUCUAGUAUUUUUAUGCAACCCAAAGUAAUAAUAAUUAUGCUAAAUAAUACGGCUAUUGGCAUUAUAACAAGCUUUUUCUUAAAAAACUUAAAUUCUAUAUUAAAGACAUUUGCUAGCGCAUUAGAAUUAGUAUUUACAGCCGUCUUAUGUUGGAUUAUAUUUGAUAUACCUAUUUUUAUAAAUACAGUGAUAUCUAUUGCCAUGGUUAGUAAUGCUGUAAUUUUAUAUUCUCAAAAUCCGGUUCAUAAUGAAAAAUCAGCAGAAAUAGAAUCUAAAAAACCGUUGAUUGAAAGAAUUAUAUAAUAGGUAAAAAUAUAAUGGUAAUUAUGAAUUGAUUCUUACAGCAAUACAGAUAAAAAUACAUAAUAUUAUCAUAAUAUUAGAAAAUAAUAUAUUAACUUUGGCUCAGUAUAAAUAAGCUACAUUUUUGUCUUAUUUAUAAUAAAAUACGUUUAUUUUCUUUUAUCGAACAAUAAUCAAAAAUUAAUUAAGAAUAUAUGAAUAUGAUAUUUAUGUAUUUUUUAUAGUAAUUGUUAAGUUUUAUUUUUAGAAAUUUAAAUAUAUAUAUAUAUAUUCGUAUUAAGUCUCAAUAUAGGAUAUCUACGAACAAAAGUAUAAAAACAUAUAUCGUGAAUUAUGAAUACGUGCGUAUCUGAUUAAUUACUUAAUUACUUAAUUUUCACUAUCGAUUUAUAUGUAUAAUAUAUGUUAUGUAAUGAUAGAGCGAUAACGUUAUAACACCGAAAAUGAACAAUAUGAACAAAUCCGAACAAAAUAAACACAAAUAUUAUAAAGCUAUUAAAAAUGACGAUAUUAGUUGAAAUAAA
Messenger RNA from Vespa mandarinia (Asian giant hornet), 1702 nucleotides. It is a transcript of the gene senju, whose product is annotated as UDP-galactose transporter senju. Gene Ontology annotation, molecular function: pyrimidine nucleotide-sugar transmembrane transporter activity. The record is from RefSeq and is a predicted model, not a curated record. Gene Ontology annotation, biological process: pyrimidine nucleotide-sugar transmembrane transport. NCBI's taxonomy places the organism in Eukaryota, Metazoa, Arthropoda, Insecta, Hymenoptera, Vespidae. Gene Ontology annotation, cellular component: Golgi membrane.